This is a messenger RNA of Carcharodon carcharias (great white shark), 3498 nucleotides long. RefSeq names its product fibronectin type III and SPRY domain-containing protein 2. The record is from RefSeq and is a predicted model, not a curated record. Gene Ontology annotation, molecular function: protein binding. The coding region runs from base 63 to 2408 and encodes 781 amino acids. The transcript has 13 exons. NCBI's taxonomy places the organism in Eukaryota, Metazoa, Chordata, Chondrichthyes, Lamniformes, Lamnidae.
AACAAUCCCACAGUACAGAUUCCUGAACAGGUUUGAGUGGAUUGAACCCAGUCGCUGAGUUCAUGAAGGAGCCGCAGAUUCUUACACACUCAGACAAUUUGGCUCAAACAGACCGUCUGAGCCAAGAGGAGCCACUUCCUGAAGUUCCCCGAAAGGCCGAGGAUGCUCCAGGUGAAGGGAUUCCGGCCUCCGAGGCAGCAGGAUCGCUCGGCAGUGAGGAAGCUGCCGGCUUUCAAUUCUAUCACGCUGACCUGUAUGAACCCGGGCAGCGGCUGGAGGUUUUUACCGACAAACCCGAGGCGCCCAGAGCAUCGGAUCCGGGUGUCCACACUCACUCCGGGAGCUCCCCCGCCCAGAUCUCCGCCCAGAGCCCCAUCGAUCUGGAAUUUCCAACGGGAGAGCUUGCAACUGGUGGGAAUUUGAUGGAUUUUUCCAGUUUCUUCACGGGAAAUGAAUUUGAUCCCUUCCAGCAGAUUGUAGAUUGUUCAGACAGUGCCAGUCUAUGCAACGAUCCACUCUUGAGUCCUGUGUCAGACAGAAUGGAAGAAUGUGAGGCAGCUGGGACUGGACAUCACGUUUCAGAGGGUGGCAGAGAUCCUGCUGCAUUGUUGACAAAGGACAUUCCCAGCGAAACCGGCUAUGAAGUGGACAGCUGGGAGAUCUCUGACGACACAAUUCCUGAUGUUUAUUGCCAGUCCUGCAAAACCCCAAUUCCUGCUUUUGAAAAGCUGUUUGGAUCCCACAAACACCAUCGAGUGGCCCCGCUCGCAUUGGCUGCAGAGGCUACUAAGCUUGAAUGUCAGAACAAUUUGAAAAAACUGGAGCAGCAACUGAUUGAGUUGGACACAUUCGUUAAUCAUCUGGAAGAAAUCUCUGUCACUGUCGAAGAGAACAUUGGUAAACAGGAACAUUACUUGGAGCUGCAGUACGAUGAUUUGAUGCAGUUUCUGGUGGAACGUUACGAAGACAGGAGCCAGGAGCUGGAGGGGGAGAAGAGCCAGAAGCUGGAGGAGUUGUAUGGGAAGCUGUUGAGCUGUGGGCAGAGUGCUGACCUGUAUAAAGAGCUACUCGAGUCCACCGAGGAACUGUUCAAGACUGAAGACAAGCAAAUCUUUCUGAAGAAUGGACAAACAGCACUGGCCAGACUGGAAGAGUUUCUCCAAGUGGACUUUAACCCAGAGCUUACGACAACAACGGAAUUUGAGACAUUUCCAACAGACAUGCCCGAGGUGCAGCGAUUAAUAGACACGAUCAGCAGCAUCCCAGUUCCCUCAGCUCCUUUGAUGUGUCCACAAACUCCUGGUACAGCAACCGCCAACUCAGUGAGAGUCCGCUGGAGUCUUUCAGCUGACGAUACUGUGGAACAUUAUCAACUGUACUAUAGACAACUACCUGCAGACAGCACACAGCAAGACCAGGCACCUGCAGACACAUCCCUGAAGGUGAAGGAAAUGUACCACACGGUGAGGAAUUUGAGGCCUGACACUGCGUACGAAUUCUGGGUCACUGCCACAAACUCUGCCGGGACAAGUGUCGAGAGUGACCGGCUCAAACACACGACAGUCCCCUUAGCUCCCACUAUCAAGAGGAGAGCAGUGGCAAUCUGCCAGGAUGCCAUUCUCAUCGAGUGGGAACCUGGGAGCGGGAAUCCCGCAAAUUCCUACACCGUGGAAUUCUGCCAGGUCUGCAGGGGCUGCAACUGGAGGGAAUCUCUCACAGAGUCUCUGACUGGGAUAACUUCAUGUAAAACAUUAAUUGAACUGGAGGCCAAUGAGAAUUACCUUUUCUAUGUCAGAGCUGUGAAUGAAGGCGGCUGCAGCGAGAGGAGUUCCCCCAUUAACAUUCGAACCACAGGAACCCAGUUUUAUCUGAUUGAGCAGACAGCACAUCUCGCGCUCUCUAUCCUCGAGGAUGGAUUGACAAUUGUUCAUAACGAGGAGAGUGUCUUCAUCGAGCCUGCAGAUUAUGACGACCGAUUUACAAGCUGUGCUGCUGUCAUGGGACAGUUAGUGCCCAUUCGAGGAAAACAUUACUGGGAGGUCGAAGUGACUGAACACACGGAGUACAGGAUUGGUGUCGCCUCACCAAACAUCCCACGGGAAAGUUACCUCGGCUCAAACAUCACAUCUUGGUGCAUGAGACACACACUCACACCAUCCAGGAGUAAGUUCGAAUUCCUUCACAAUGGGAUCACCCCCGAUUUGAGAAUCACCGUCCCUCCAAAGAGAAUCGGAAUUCUUUUGGAUUACGACACGGGGAAACUUUCCUUCUUCAAUCCUGACAUCCCUCAGCAUCUCUUCACAUUCUCUCAGCAGUUUCAGAACCUCGUCAAUCCUUGUUUCGCUUUGGAAAGUUCUGGCAUUUUAAAAAUCAGUCAUGGGAUUCCCAUCCCCGAGUUUACAAAAUGACCAUGAGAUCUCCCUUCAGGUUGAGCUGCAGCAAACAUUGUGUGGGAGUGGGUUUUAGUUCAAAGGAAAUCGUUUAAAUGUGCAGUGCUUUUCAUGAGUAGUCACAGGGAUGAGAUGUUGAUGGGGUCUGCGGGUUUGCAGUGCCACAGUUCAACCACCAGAGGGGGCCCAGUGAGCAUUGACCUAGUGGUGGACACUGGUACUGCAGGCCCAUUCAUUCACUGCCUCAGGACUAGUCCCCGCCUCACCAUGCCCUCAUAUCUUCAUUCAUUUUUUCCAUGCCAGUUGCCCAAACCUGAUCCUAACCCCACCCAAUGGCCACACACAACAGCAGCCAUAGCUUAAAAAUCAGGAAAAGGAAUUUUGACAAUUUUCCUUCUCUUUUACCCAGGGGUUCCAAGGGCAAUUUUAGCUUUUCUUUGCACUGCCCAGAGAUCAUCAGCUCCUGCUCUAUAAAACCUAACACUCUGUUUCCCCCCACUCUGAGAGGAUCUGUCAAUUUAUACAACAAAGUGAAUAUUGACACCACUGUGUUAGACAAUCAGUUGGACGCAGAGUGGGAUUUAUAGCAAACAGUCUACAGAGUCUAUUAAAAAAGUGUCUCUGCGAGCUACAAUGAACAGAACUCAUGCCUGAAACUACAGCAAAGUCUCCUGAUAAAACCAGGGUGAUAUUUCCAGUAAAAUGCAGUGAGUGGAGCUUAGUUACAUUACAGGGAUACAAAUGUUGUGCUUAAGACCAAUUCUAGUCACUUACCACUGCAGUGUCCAGGUGAGAUCGACAGGAAAUUAUCUAAUCAUCCAGCAUAGACUUGAUGGGUCAAAUGUCCUCCUUCUGUGCCAUAAAUUACUAUUGCCAUUCUAACUGGAAAUAGCAGUGUCAAUGUAUCUAGUGAUGUAGGAUAUUGAGCACAAACUUGGAGAAUUUUGAGGCUUUGAAUCUAUGUUUAAAGUUGUGACAAACCUGUUUGAUAAAAGUAAAUUGUAACUAGUCAAUGAAGCAAACACAGUUUUAUUAAAAAGAGGUGAAUGUCCCAGGUUAAUAAGUCAUGUUGGAGAGAAAAUUAAAAUGGGUGCCCUAGGGAAAGGAU